UUUCACACAUUACACGUCUAAAAUGGGUGUCGACGAGUUUGGUGGCUUUGGGUCUAUUAUUGCAGCCUUUUUGGCUGCGGUUUUUGUUAAUGUGGUGAUAUUUACUGUCUGGAAGGAAUACAAAGAAAGAAAGGAGCAGGAAGAACGAAAGAAAUGGUGGAAAGAAAACGUGAUUUAUCACAUAUAUCCUCGCUCUUUCCAAGACUCUAGUGGCGAUGGAAAUGGUGAUUUGCGGGGAAUUAUGAACAGGCUCGACUACUUUGAAUUCCUAGGAAUUAAGAUUCUUUACUUGAGCCCAAUUUUUAAAUCGCCCAUGGUAGAUAACGGCUAUGAUGUGUCAGACUUCAAAGACAUUGAUUCCCUGUUUGGAAAUCUGAACGACUUUGAUGAGCUUCUUAAGGAGACCCAUGCAAGAGGCAUGAAACUCAUCCUAGACUUCGUACCUAAUCACACCUCAGAUCAGCACCCCUGGUUCCUGGAAAGCCGCUCCAGUAGACAAAGUCCUAAACGAGACUGGUUCGUGUGGUUGGACCCAGCCCCAGGGGGUGGACCACCAAAUAACUGGGUCAGCGUGUUUGGUGGAAGUGCAUGGAGCUAUGAUGCUAAAACAGGACAGUACUACCUGCAUCAGUUUUGCUCUGAACAGCCAGACCUCAACCUAAGAAAUAUUGAGGUGCGUCAAGCUCUCAGUGAGGUUCUUAUCUUUUGGCUGGAUCGUGGUGUGGAUGGGUUUAGAGUGGACGCAGUUCCUCAUCUUGUUGAAGAUUCUAAAUUUCGAGAUGAACCCACCAAGUCUGAAUACAACCCUUCACAUCCUCAGCAUGAUCACUUGGAACACAUCUACACCAAAAACUUAGAUAAUAAUCACAAAAUUGUACAAGAGUGGAGAGCACUUCUUGAUAAGUACAAAGACUCCUACAGAAUUUUAAUUGGUGAAAUCAUGGCAGACCUCCCAGAUGUUAUCAAGUACUAUGGUGGAAGAAAGAACGAGUUUGACUUCCCUUUCAACUUUGGGUUGUUGGGAUUAGAUGAAUCCAAAACUGCAGAGGAUGUGUACCAAGUGAUCUCAGAGUACCUUGCUGCACUCCCCAGGGGUAAAUGGCCAAAUUGGGUCCUGGGAAACCAUGAUGUACCCAGAAUAGGUAGUAAGGUUGGCCCAGAAUACUGUCGUGCAUUGAAUGUACUCCUUCUUACCCUGCCUGGAACUGCAGUCACUUAUUAUGGGGAGGAAAUUGGAAUGACAGAUGCAAAAGUCCCUCUAAAAAGCUGCAAAGAUUUCCGAGACCCCCAGAGGUCACCCAUGCAGUGGUGUAGUGAAAGACAUGCUGGGUUUUCAUCAGGGCCAAAGCUGUGGUUACCAGUUGCAAAGAAUUUCAAAACAGUCAAUGUUGAUGCACAGAAAUUAGAUCCAACCUCCAUGCUACACCUGUAUCGGGAGCUUAUGAGGUUAAGGUCAACAUCUAAAUGCUUCAAAGGACUCAGCUUUAAAGUUGUUCAGGUGGAUACUUCGAUCCUUGCCUACACAAGAUCAGAACGGCAUUGCAAGUUUCUCAUAGUAAUAAACUUUGGACAUGAGAGUUGGAGGGGGGCGUUAAAUGGUAUCUCGGGUUCAGGAAUUGUGGAAAUUGACAGUGAAAUGAAUAUGAAAGGAACCAGCAUGCAGUUUGAUAGAAUCACACUCCAUAAAGCGCAGGCUCUUGUUAUUAAAAUGUCACAGAAACAUUAACUAAUUCGCAUCAAAUAAACACAUUGGGCUGAGGGGAAUUGUGAAAGUAAUGUAUUAAUAAUAAUAUAUUAAUAGCACAUCAUUACUUGCGCCAUGCAUUUUUCUAGGCCAGUAAAAAACAGAUUGUCCGUGUACUAGAUUUUUAAUGUAUUUUUGUUCACUUAAGGUGGCCGAACACAGUUUCUGUGUGCACUUUUGCUGAUGC
Orbicella faveolata is the source of this 1931-nucleotide messenger RNA. Its product is annotated as maltase 1-like. NCBI's taxonomy places the organism in Eukaryota, Metazoa, Cnidaria, Anthozoa, Scleractinia, Merulinidae. Gene Ontology annotation, biological process: carbohydrate metabolic process. The record is from RefSeq and is a predicted model, not a curated record.